Molecule: messenger RNA, 1164 nt
Organism: Ectocarpus siliculosus
Lineage: Eukaryota; Phaeophyceae; Ectocarpales; Ectocarpaceae
Source: the annotation of a GenBank genome assembly
AUGCUGACGGUCCCCCCCGCCUCCCUCCUCCCGACUUGGCAUGGACGGGAACCCACCAUCUAUGCCUGCUUGCUUGGUGAAUUCUCCAAUAGCAAUAGCUUCAGCUUAACAGCAGUCGCGAAGAACAGGCGCACGGCCAUGGUAAAGGGCCGCUGGACGUCCCAGGAACACGCAGAUUUCCUGGUAGGGUUGGAGAAGUACGGGAAGGACUGGAAGGCCAUCGCUGACGUGGUCAAGACGCGCACAACCGUUCAGACCAGGACACACCACCAGAAGUACGAGAAGCAAGUCAAGAGAGGCAGGAAGUUUCCGGAGGAGCCGUACGAAGACGACGACGAUGGCGGCGGCGGCGGCAGCGGCCGCAGCGGCCGCAAACCCCCCCGAACCAAAGCGAUCCGUCCUUCCCGUGCGGGCAUCCUGAUAUCCCCGACACCGGUCACCGUUCGGGGCAAGAGGCUCCUCACCCCCCACGCCGGCGGCGGUAAUGGUAACGGUGGUGGCGGGAGUCGCGGCCGCCCGCGGUCGACUCGCGCCGCUGCCGCUAAGGCUAAGGCCGAGGCUGAUGCUGCUAAGGCUAUGGCGGAGGCGAGCGCCGCGAGGGUCAUCGAGGCGGAGGCGAGAGCGGCGGAGGCGGUUGCUGCCACCGCCGCUGCCGAGACGGCCGCGCCGGGCCGUGUGGGGGAGGAGGAUGCCGGCGAGGGCAGCAGCGACGCAGAGUGGACGGCAGGGACGGAGUACCGCCCGGAGAAGAGGGUCAAGACUGGCCAUCUCUCGGCUGACUGCGAUGCCGCCGCCGGUACCUCUUGCGACUACGGGCGUCAGCUCUUCUCGUUCCCGUCCUCCAUCACAGCCCCGGGCACCGCUACGCCGCCGACAGUAGCGGAGGUGCCUCCGUCCCCCCGUAAGGAGGCUGCGCUCACCAAGUCCGUAUGGUCGUCGUUCGGGAACUUGGCUGCACAAGGUCAGCCUGCCACCAGCGGUGAGGUCGGCAUGGAAGAAGAAGUCGGCAGCUACUUCGGCGACCGCGAGCUCAGCGGCGGCGCGAGCGCGAUGCCCGUGAAGGCAGUCACGGAAGCUUCCGCGGGUGGUGGCAGCGGUUUUACGAGCUGGGGCAGCUACGUUUGCGACUGCUGUUCCCGCCGUGCGGAGAACUCGCCUCACUAA